This is a messenger RNA of Sclerotinia sclerotiorum 1980 UF-70, 891 nucleotides long. RefSeq lists its product as hypothetical. The transcript has 3 exons. Lineage: Eukaryota; Fungi; Ascomycota; Leotiomycetes; Helotiales; Sclerotiniaceae. The record is from RefSeq and is a predicted model, not a curated record. Gene Ontology annotation, molecular function: protein binding. The coding region runs from base 1 to 891 and encodes 296 amino acids.
AUGGCACCCAGUUUUGAAACCCCUCCUCGAGAGACCACACCCAACGAUGACGAAAAUCCAUUAUGGGAAAUCAAACCCAUCCCGGGAAAAGGACAAGGUGUACUAGCCACACGCUUCAUAACCCCAGGAACCCUCCUCUUCCACGAAAAACCCCUCCUCACAACCGAGACGUUGAGUGAUCCCUCCACGACCGAAAAAGACCUAGCACGCUUACUCCGCGCUCUUCCCAAAGAAUCUCAACGCGCCUAUCUCUCCCUCCACAAUAAUUAUCCCGGUCAAGGAUCCCCCCUCACGAACAUCAUCCGCUCGAACGCCUAUCCACUCGGCCCCUCCUCCCCCAUCGGCGGCAUCUUCGCCACCAUCUCCCGCAUCAACCAUUCCUGUCUCCCCACAACCCAACACUCCUGGAACGAAAAACGUCAAGAGUUCGUCGUCUACGCCGUACGAGACAUCCACCCCGGAGAAGAAAUCACCACAUCCUACCACAAUUUUUCAAAUUCAUCUGUACCUGUACACUGUGCUAUCGGAGAUGCGGAAACAGUGAUGAAGACGCCUGAAAAAGUACUCGGGACGUGUCGAAAGCUCGAGACGAUUUAUCGGGAAGAAGGGAUUCAGGAUCAGCGGGUGGGAAGACUCUAUUGGGAUGCUUUUCAGAUUUGUAAUCGUCAUGGUGAUUUAGCACGAGCGAGUGUGUUUGCGCGGAAAUAUAGGGAGAGGAAGGUACUGGGUGAGGGGGAGGAUAGUGCGGGGGCUGAGGAAGCGUUGGUGUUUAUGAGAGAUCCGAGGAAAGAUGAUAGUUAUGGAGGGAGUCAGAGGUGGAGGAGUGGAGUGGAGGAUGUUCCGAAGGAUUUGAAUGAGGUGGAUUUUGAGAAGUGGUUGUGGAGGGAGUAG